Struthio camelus australis is the source of this 796-nucleotide messenger RNA. NCBI's taxonomy places the organism in Eukaryota, Metazoa, Chordata, Aves, Struthioniformes, Struthionidae. The record is from RefSeq and is a predicted model, not a curated record.
AUGUCACCAUCCCCGGCCCCUGAGGUGCUGCUGCCGACGUUCCCACAGGUGGAGGUGGACGAGAACGGGAAGAUCAUCGAUGCCCGUUUCAAGACGUUCGGCUGCGGAUCGGCCAUCGCUUCCAGUUCGCUGGCUACGGAGUGGGUUAAAGGGAAAACGGUUGAUGAAGCUUUGAAGAUCAGGAAUACAGAUAUUGCUAAAGAACUUUGCCUUCCUCCAGUCAAACUGCACUGCUCUAUGUUGGCUGAAGAUGCAAUCAAGGCCGCCUUGGCUGAUUACAAGCUGAAGCAGGAUCCAAAGAAAGAAGAGUCGGAGAAGAAAGCAAACAAUGCCUAAACUGACUGUAGAGCUUGUUCUCAUUCCACUUAAAUUUGCAGUGCAAUUACUCUAGCUAUUAGUAGGAUCCUGUGCACUACUAAAUGAAGCUGUAAGAUACGCACAACUUACGCACAAUGUGUCACUGUUCCAUGUGUGUUAAGACACUUGUAGUGCUUAAGUGACUGGAAUGUGGGUAUUUCAGCAGUCUGUAUCCUAUCGUGACUAUUCUUGGAAAUAUUUGGGUGAAGGAGACUGCUUAACUGCAGACAGCUAUAGUGGCUUCUCUCAGAAGUGAAAAUUCUGGUGUUCCAGUGCUGGAAUGGCUGCACUUUUUGGAAGAUGUAUAGUUUUGCCUAAUGUUUUACAGAGUUUAGUGGGAACGUUGCCUUGGUCUUAAUAUUUAUGUAAGAACUGCAGGUCAAUUUAUAUAUCAAUGCAGUAUACAAAUGUGAGGCAGUUCAUCUGUCUGCAAACUACA